This is a messenger RNA of Laccaria bicolor S238N-H82, 1095 nucleotides long. RefSeq lists its product as uncharacterized. Gene Ontology annotation, molecular function: protein binding. Gene Ontology annotation, biological process: protein insertion into ER membrane. Gene Ontology annotation, cellular component: cytosol. The record is from RefSeq and is a predicted model, not a curated record. The transcript is spliced from 7 exons. Bases 1 to 1005 code for a protein of 334 amino acids. Lineage: Eukaryota; Fungi; Basidiomycota; Agaricomycetes; Agaricales; Hydnangiaceae.
AUGGCCUCCGCAUCAUCAUCGAGGGCUUUAAACGCGAUAUUACCUCAGAUACCCACCGCUCCUUACGAAGCUCAUCAGAAAGCCAGGACGUUCGCUUCGAGAUACGUGAAAUCGGGCCAAUAUGACACCGCCAUCGACGUGUUGUUCCAGAGUGCAAGAGAGCUCCUCAGGACUGGCCAGCCAGGCAGCGGUGUUGAUCUGACGGGGUUCAUGCUAGAUGUUUACGAAACUAAAGGGGAGACUGUCUCCGAAGAGAGCAGAGCAAGGCUCACACAGUUGAUCGCAAUGACAGGCCCAACAGGGGGCUGGAGGAAGACUAUCAUUGAUAAAUCGAUAGCGUGGUCCGCUAAACAUGGCCCAUGUCCCGCAGGCGAUCCUGACUUGCACCACUAUGUCGGUGAACUGCUCUACAAAGAGGGCGCGUUUGAAAGUGCAGAGGUCCACCUUUUAGCCUCGGGAAAACGCGACAGUGCGCGACUUCUUGCGGAGAUGUUUGUUCAAUGGUCAUCCGCAAGUGGUGCAUACGGUGUCUUCGCUCUAAGGGGCAUUAUUCCCUAUCUUCAAAAUGGCAACAUUUUGGCAGCACGCAUAUUUAUCAAACACCUCACGUCCGCUCUCCCCUCUAAUCUUACCUCUGGUGCUUCUUCAAUACCCGUAGGGGACACCCACGAGGUGACGCUAACAAAGGAUCCUAUCGUGAACUUCUCGCAGAUGGCAGUUCUGACAUGUCAACGCGCACAAGGCGACAAGAAUAAGGUCAUGAGGGAAAGCUGGGUCCGCCUUUGUGGUACUUACCAGAGCAAAGGGGGUCUUCUCGCUUCCAAGGAAGUUCGCCAAGCCCUGAGUGAACUUGGCAACCUUUAUUUUGCUAUUCCUCCUCCUCGUGGUCAAGCUCCCAACCCGCUUGGAGAAAUGAUGUCAUCCUUGUUCGGCGGUGCUCCUCAAGGCCAGCCAACGAGGAGGACGUUGGCGCCUGCGAACAGUGUACCAGCUGGUUUAGAUUAAGUUUUUUGCUUUUCCAGCUGUCUCAUGUCGUGUAAUAUUGUAUGAUGACGAAUAUCAAAUUUGAAACGACAUUCCAGUAUGUCAGGCAUC